AGGGCGGGAGCCUUUUAGGGCAGCGAUCCCGCGGUGGAAAGGGAGGGGGAGUCGUAGGGGACCCUGGCCCUUGCCCCAGCUAGAGAGGGAAGUUUGGCCGGCCUGCGGGCGAAAGCGUCGGUUCCCUUUCCACAGGGAAGGGGCGGAUGGACGGGCUUCUGACUCCCAGGGAGUCCGCAGAAUUCAUUGCGGAGAACAGUCGAGAUGUGUUCAUUGACGGCGGAGGCGUGCGGAGAGUGGCCGAGCUUCUGCUGGCCAAGGCCGCGGGGCCCGAGCUGCGCGUGGGGGCCUGGAAGGCCCUUCACGAACUGAACCCCAAGGCGGCGGACGAGGCCGCCGUUAACUGGGUGUUCGUGACAGACACGCUCAACUUCUCCUUCUGGUCGGAGAGUGACGAGCACAGAUGUCUGGUGGGGUACGGGGGGAAAACGUACAGUGGGUACUGGUCCCUGUGCGCCGCGGUCAACAGAGCGCUGGAGGAAGGGAUACCAAUAACUAGUGCUUCGUACUAUGCCACAGUUACCCUGGAUGAGGUUCGGCAUAUACUCCGUUCUGACACAGACGUCCCCAUGCCUUUGAUAGAAGAGAGGCAUCGGAUUCUCAAUGAAACCGGGAAAAUUCUGCUUGAGAAAUUUGAAGGCUCUUUUCUUAAUUGUGUCCGAAAAAGUGAUAAAAGUGCUCAGAAGUUAUUGCACCUGGUAGUUGAAAGCUUUCCUUCUUAUAGAGAUGUGACUCAGUUUGAGGGGAAAAGAAUUUCUUUUUACAAACGGGCCCAAAUCCUUGUGGCAGAUACGUGGAGUGUAUUAGAGGGAAAAGGAGACGGCUGCUUCAAGGACAUCUCCAGAAUCACCAUGUUUGCUGACUAUAGAUUACCUCAGGUUCUUGUUUACCUGGGAGCCCUGAAGUACUCUGACGAACUACUGGAGAAACUUCUCAAAGGAGAAGUGCUUUCGUAUGGGAAUAGGCAAGAGGUGGAAAUCAGAGGGUGUUCACUUUGGUGUGUUGAGCUGAUCCGGGAUUGUCUUCUGGAGCUUACUGAAAAAAAGGAUGAAAAAACUAGUGGAGAGAUCAAUUCCAUUCUUCUGGAUUAUUUCUUAUGGGACUAUGCCCGUGAUCACAGGGAAGAUAUGAAAGGAAUUCCAUUUCAUCGCACACGUUGCAUAUAUUAUUGACCCACAGUGUAAACCGAUCCUAAAAAAACUUGCAUUUUUUUU
Lipotes vexillifer (Yangtze River dolphin) is the source of this 1214-nucleotide messenger RNA. RefSeq names its product Q-nucleotide N-glycosylase 1 (gene QNG1). Bases 147 to 1172 code for a protein of 341 amino acids. Lineage: Eukaryota; Metazoa; Chordata; Mammalia; Artiodactyla; Lipotidae. The transcript has 4 exons. The record is from RefSeq and is a predicted model, not a curated record.